AUGGCCAUUGCACCCCAAAAUGUUGGUUUAGUUGAUCACCGUCUCAGUCUCUGGUUCACUCCCUACAUGGAGAACAUAAAAAUCUUCACCUUCUUCAUCUUAUUCUUGUUCCUCCUCUUCCUUCCUCACACCGUUACCAAAACCACCUGCGGUAGCUCGACAUGCACCGCUGGCGGCCCACUGGUUAAGUUCCCUUUCCAGCUAAGAAACUACCAAGCUUCAAGUUGUGGGUAUCCAGGGUUUGAUGUCUCAUGUCACAACAACAGUCAAACCAUUCUCACUCUCCCAUCUUUUGGGGACUUCACCGUCGAAAGCAUUGACUACAAUGGCCAAAUCGUAACGAUCAACGAUCCUGAUAAAUGCCUCCCUGCACGGCUCCUCAACCAUGAAACCAGUCUUGUAGAAUAUUCACCCUUUUCAUACUUAAGCUUUGGCGGCCCUAUAAACUACACGUUCCUCAACUGCUCCUCCUCUAAACCAUCCAUCUUGCCUGCACGCAUCAUCUCUUGCCUCAGCACUGACUACUACAAGGUCAUUGCUUUGCCUACGAGUUGGCUUUUGCCACCGGAUCCGAUGCUAUUGCCUCAUUGCAAUGCAAUUUUGACAACUUUGGUUCCAACUUCAUUAGAGUGGGAGCAUUUUAACGAUGGUCUCGAGUUGACAUGGGAGGUGCCUGAUUGUCGUUCUUGUGAAGUAAGGGGUCAGGCUUGUGGGUUGAAAAAUGGAAAAAGCUUGGAAAUUCGAUGCUUUGGUCCUUCCAAGAUACACACGGUUAGAGCCUCUUCCGGUCCCUCAAGAGCUGCAAAGUACGGCAUAAUGAUGGCCAUCGGAAUUCCUCCGCUAUUGUUCAUCAUUUGGCUUCUACUCUAUAUGUGCGGCAGAAUGAUGAUCGAAGUUAAUGGUCAAAACCACCGGCAUAUCACAGAAUUAUCCAUCGUAACCAAUCAGCAACUUCCCACAAUCGUAACUGGCCUUGAUGCUCCCACCAUCGAAUCAUAUCCCACGACUCUGCUAGGUGAGAGUUGGGAACUGCCCAAGCCUAAUGACAACACUUGCCCAAUAUGUUUGUCUGAGUACCAAUCCAAGGAAACACUGCGGACAAUACCAAAAUGCAACCAUUAUUUCCAUGCUAAUUGUGUAGACAAGUGGCUUCGAUUGAAUGCAACGUGCCCGCUUUGUCGAAAUCCACAGGAUAGAGAUAACAAUAGAAGUCAUUUAGUGAUUGAGAUUUGA
This is a messenger RNA of Prunus armeniaca (apricot), 1233 nucleotides long. NCBI's taxonomy places the organism in Eukaryota, Viridiplantae, Streptophyta, Magnoliopsida, Rosales, Rosaceae. The record is from the annotation of a GenBank genome assembly.